AUGCCAGUCAAACAGUUCACCGAAGAUAUAGAAAUUGACAACAACGUCGUGCCAGACUCAAAAAUCAAUUACGAUGAUGCCAUUACAUACUGGUCAUCGGUACCUGCGUCAGUCAAUGGGGUUCUAGGUGGUUUUGGUGAACAAACGCCAGUACCAAAAGUCGAUAUAGUUGGAUCACUUACAUUUUUACGAAAAUUGUCAUCUCGAAUGAGUAGUGGUGGUCAACCCAAAUAUACAAUUGAUAUGGGUGCAGGAAUUGGAAGAAUUACUCGUGACCUUCUUUGGAAAGUUAGUGAUAAAGUUGAUUUACUUGAACCUGUGAAACCUUUUGUUGAACAAAUGCCGGCUGAAUUGCAACAGGUUCAAUCACUGGGGAAAUUGGGACAGAUUUAUGAUAUUGGAAUGCAGGAAUGGGUGCCUGAUAAGAAAUAUUGGUUGAUUUGGUGUCAAUGGUGUGUUGGGCAAUUGCCUGAUGAUGUAUUGGUUGAAUUUUGGAAAACAUGUCGUGGUGCAUUGGUUGAGAAUGGUACGAUUAUAGUAAAGGAAAACAUAGCUCCAAUAGAGGACGUUUUUGAUGAAACUGAUAGCUCAGUUACAAGAACAGAUAAAAAAUUUAGAGAAUUGUUUAUUAGAGCAGGGUUGAAAUUGAUUGCCAGUGACGUACAAAAGGGUUUACCAAAGGAGUUAUAUCCUGUCAGAAUGUAUUGCUUGAAAGCACAAUGA
This is a messenger RNA of Lodderomyces orthopsilosis Co 90-125, 723 nucleotides long. Its product is annotated as N-terminal protein methyltransferase. NCBI's taxonomy places the organism in Eukaryota, Fungi, Ascomycota, Pichiomycetes, Serinales, Debaryomycetaceae. The coding region runs from base 1 to 723 and encodes 240 amino acids. Gene Ontology annotation, cellular component: cytoplasm. The record is from RefSeq and is a predicted model, not a curated record. Gene Ontology annotation, biological process: N-terminal protein amino acid methylation. The transcript has a single exon. Gene Ontology annotation, molecular function: N-terminal protein N-methyltransferase activity.